UAGAAUUGCAUAUAUAUACUGAAGGCGCUUCUGCUCGGACGUGGGUUUGUUUCACUGGUUGAUUUCUCCUGUUUGUCUAACCACCUAUUAUCAACCAAAGACGUGUAAUUGCGUUUCCAUCAUUUGGUAGCCAUGGCCACAAUAAAAGAAAGAGCCGCGGCGCUGAACCUUGCAGAAAAGUUGUGUGUGCGUCCUCAAGCACAUGGCAAACCAGUCCAGUCUUCCUCCAUGUGGAGUGGCCUCAUCUCCCACCUCAGGUCCACUGUGAGAGUGAAGCGCAGAAGAGUCCACCUCAAGUCUCACAGUGACUGCUUCCUGGGCUCAGAGGCUGUUGAUGUGGUGGCAGAACACAUUCAUUGUGUCAAAGGCUUUGAGGGUGCCAAUGUGUCACGGGACAAAGUAGUGUGCGUGUGCCAGGCUCUGUUGGACUGUAAUGUGUUUGUGGCAGUGGGAACCAGAGUGUUUGGCAAAGACAAGAAGCAGGAUGUGUUUCAGGACAGCAAGAGUGCUCUUUACAGGUUUGUAGAUGUGUGUACUCCUUCGGUAGAUGAGUUGGAAAGAGGUGUGUUGGUAAAUGGGAUCCAAAAACUCUUCUGCAGUGCUCCCUCAGACAGGCAGGAAGAGCAGACAUGUCCCACUGGGUCACAUGUUCAGAUGUCCACCCCUGUCAGAUUUACUCAGGCAUCCAUAAAGGCCAACCAACUGGACACGCCUGCCACUGCCAGCCUGUCACUGGAGCCUCUGGUGGACAGUCUGAAUCUGAGUCCCAGCAGAGUGCAGACUGACACUGUUUUACCACAGUCAUUGGUAGACGAGGUGUGGCAGGAGCAGACGCUGCUCAGGCUGUUAAACCUGGUGGAGCUCCCCCUGCUGGAAGGGGUGCUUCAACGCGGCCAGACCCCAUCCUCUCCCCCUCCAUUAAAUCUGCUGACUCAAAGUAACCCAGACCUGAUCUACAGCAGCAACCACCUGGAUAGACAGAUCCUCAAGGCCUUCAGGAACUCUCAGGAAGAUGAGUGGCUCUGUGCAGCUCUGGACUGUCUGGACUUCCUCCCUGAUCAGCCAGUGGUGGAGCUGAGCAGGGAGCUGCCUCACUGUUUCCCGCAAGAUCCGGACAGCUGUUCACAAGAUGGAGUGCAGUCUCUGAGGUAUGUGUCCACCCCAGUCAGCAACAGUGAUGAGCAGCCUUGUCUCUCCCAGAGUGGUUUGGCCCAAUGUAAGCUGCUGCUGUACACGACCCUGGUGAAACACUACAGCCACACAGACAGACCUCCACUGCUGCCCCAGCACAUGACUGACAUCUACACAGCCAUCACUGACCUGCUGGUGAAUGCCAAAUUUGGCACAGCUCUUGAGGCUCUGCAGCUGUGUCUGAAGCUGCUGCCUCCCUCCUGCAGAGAGGAGCUGCGCAGGCUGCUCACAUUCAUGGCUCUGGCAGCUGACCCGCAUGGGAUGAAACUGGACAAGGAGAUGGAGAACAGACUGGCAGUGAAGAGGUCUUUAUCUAGGGCAAUCCUGCUCUGCAAGGCUCUUUCAAAGGAGAAAGAGGACCUGAUGGUGGUCUUCAUGCUCAGCAACAUAAAGGAAAUUUUUAAGAUACCAGGGGCUCUGCACAAAGGAAUAAGUGACAAGCUGGCCAGCCUCAUACAGGGGAAGCAGCCCGAUGUGACUGGUUCUACGUUCUGUCAGCAGGUCUCCAGCAGGACCUACGCUGACUCUACAAAGAAGACCACCGACCAGGAACUGUGGAUUCUGCUAAACAGCAUCCACCUGGACACCAAGAUGUCUGCCAAGGAGAGAACACGCCUACUCAGACAGUUUUACCAAGCCCACCCAGAGAUAUUUAUCCAGUACUUUGGUGAAUCUGCUGUUGGUGUGCUGUAGAUUUGCGAAGACAAGGACAGCACAUAGCCUAUGUGUUUCUGUCUUCUACAGUCAGUUUCACCAGUAGCUACUUUUUGCUUUUGGGUAAAUACUCGGUCAGUUAGACACAAGCUGACUGACUUAAAAGAAAUGUUUGUGACUGACAAUAAGUCUUUUUUGUGGAGAUUGUAAAGAUACAUAUGGGAAAGACACCUCAGCCAUAUAUGGCACUUGUAUGUGUGUAUUUGCUUUAUUAUUGAACAAAAUAAAUAAACAGUUGAUAUUC
Messenger RNA from Siniperca chuatsi (mandarin fish), 2149 nucleotides. Its product is annotated as DEP domain-containing protein 7-like. Gene Ontology annotation, biological process: intracellular signal transduction. Lineage: Eukaryota; Metazoa; Chordata; Actinopteri; Centrarchiformes; Sinipercidae. The transcript has 12 exons. The record is from RefSeq and is a predicted model, not a curated record. Bases 133 to 1884 code for a protein of 583 amino acids.